AUGUCGUCGGAUCUCGAUACUUUGUUGGAGAUGGGCUUUGACAAGUCACGUGCCGAGCUGGCCGUGAAGAAGCCUGGAGGCUUGGAAGGAGCGAUGAACUGGCUGGAGAAGACCCAAGAUACCCCGCUUGACGAACUGCAGGAGGAGGAGAAAGCAUCCGAGGUCACUGCCGCCUCCGUCGCUGAGGGCGAGAGUGCCAAGUCCAUCAUUUGCAACGACUGUAGCAAGCGAUUCAGGAAUCUAGAGUUGGCCAAUUAUCAUGCCGAGAAGACUGGCCAUGACGAUUUCGCCGAGUCCACUGAGGAGCUUGCACCCCUGACCGAGGAGGAGAAGGCUGCCAGACUUCAAGAGCUCCGUGAGCGUCUCGAGGCAAAGCGCGCUGGCCAGGCAAUGAUUGACAAGGAGGAAGCCAAGAAGAACGAGAAAAUCCGUCAGAAGGCAACCCGUGAGUCGCAGGAUGUCAAGGAGGAACUGCAACGCAAAGAGCAGCUGAAGGAAGCGGCCAAGAAGCGCCAGGAGAAAGCCGACGAAUUGGAGGCCAAGAGACGUAUCAAGGCCAAGAUUGAAGCCGACAAGGCCGAGCGAAAGCGCAAGGCCGACGAGGCCAAGGCAGCCCGCGAAGGUAGAGCUGUGGUAUCUGAGUCUCCUGUUGCCCCUCCGGCCGCCUCGCGUCCAGCUGCUGCGCACACGGAGGCUCGGCUGAGAUUACAGACCGCUGGCGGCAACGUCUUGAAAACUCUACCGGCUGAGACGACUCUGUUCGAGCUGGCGCAACAGCUUCAGACCGACAACGGCCUAACCGUCACCAAGUUUGUCAUGACUUUCCCGAAGAAGACAUUCGAGGGAAGCGUCGACUUCGGCAAGACACUCAAGGAGGCCGGAUUCGUACCCAGUGCAGCUCUGAUUGUGCAGUGA
Pseudomassariella vexata is the source of this 915-nucleotide messenger RNA. RefSeq lists its product as uncharacterized. The coding region runs from base 1 to 915 and encodes 304 amino acids. Lineage: Eukaryota; Fungi; Ascomycota; Sordariomycetes; Amphisphaeriales; Pseudomassariaceae. Gene Ontology annotation, molecular function: protein binding. The record is from RefSeq and is a predicted model, not a curated record. The transcript has 3 exons.